AUGUCAUGGAAUAAAAAAGAACAAGAAACACUCAUCGAACUCAAGAAACACAAAAUAGAUAUAUGUGGAAUAUCAGAAACUAAAAGGAAAGGUAAAGGUUCUGUUGAAUACGAAGAUUUUGUCUUCCUGUACAGUGGUAAAGAUAAAAAUGAAAGGGCUCAGUCGGGUGUAGGAGUACUAAUAAACAAAAAAUUUGAAAACAGCAUUUGGAAUGUACAAUACAUAAAUGAUAGGUUGAUAAUGGUUACAUUAAGCUAUAACACUUGCAACUUACAUAUGAUAAGUGCUUAUGCACCAGAUAUAAAUAAGCCUAUAGAAGAGAUCACUGAGUUCUACGACAAGCUACAAGAACUUAUGGAUACUAUACCAGAAAGUGAUAAACUCGUGAUUAUGGGAGAUUUCAAUGCAAGAAUAGGGGACGAAAUAUUGAAUGGUGUUAAAAAUCGAUUCAAUGAAAGCGUUAUAAAUGAAAACGGAGAAAAACUGAUCGAAUUCUGCUCUCAAAACCUGUUAAGGUUAAAUAAUACAUUUUUCCCACAUAAACCCCAACAUAAAUAUACAUGGUCGAACACGAGGGGACAUCAGUCGACAAUUGAUUACAUUAUAACGAACCGAUCAAUAUUGCCAUCACAAAUAUUAGAUGUUCGAACACUGACUUCGGCUAAUGUAGGGUCCGAUCAUGGCCUUGUAUUAUGUAAAAUCAGGGAAAACAUACCACGUUCUAAACAGAGAAAGCCAGAAUAUAUCGAGAAACUUAACGCAGAGUCUUUAAAUACCGACAGCACCAAACUACUUUAUGAAAACAGGUUGCGCGAUAAAAUCUUGAACAGCCCAAUAACAGAAGAAAGUAGCGUGGAGGAUGCGUGGGAAAAACUAUCUUCCAAUAUCAUAGCAGCUGCUAGAGAAGCACUGGGAACAAGAAAAGUAAAUAUUCAUGCAAAUAAUAUAAGAACACCUUGGUUUACAACAGAAAUUAAAAUAUUAUGUGCCGAAAAGCGCAAAGCUUAUUUGAAAUACAUGAGCUGUAAGUCUGCAGAAACAUACAGAGAGUAUAGGGUCGUAAGGAAUAGGACCAAUCAGAGGGUCAAGGAAAUAAAAGAAGAACACUGGGCUUCAUUCUCUGCUGAUAUGGAGCAUGACCUAUACGGAGCUCAAAAGAAAGUAUGGAGUAUGCUAAGAAAACAGAAGAAACCUAUUUCGGAACUGUUUCAGAUAACAAAUAUAACUGAGGAAGCAUGGAUUAGUCACUUCACACAGCUGUAUAAUUCCACAAGCAUGAACAACCCUGAAGUCCUCGUGAUGGAAAAUGCAGAAACUGACUUCACGAUUGAUGAAAGUGUGGUAGCACUCAACAUAAAAAAACUAAAAAAUCGGAAGGCUCCCGGUCUUGAUGAAAUCACAAAUGAGUUGCUAAAGUAUGGUGGGUCGGAACUAUCAUCGGAAAUCUCAAAACUCUUCAAUAUAAUAUUAAAGCACGAACUGGUUCCUAUUGGAUGGAAGAAUAGCAUCACUAUGCCCAUUUUUAAAAAAGGUGAUAAAGCUGAUCCACAAAAUUAUAGGGGUAUUUGUUUGCUAAGUGCUUUAGUUAAGCUUUUCACCAAAAUUUUAUCCCAAAAUAUCACAGAAACAGCGGGAAUAAGCGAAGAACAACAAGGUUUUCGUACAAAUAGAUCGACCGUCGAUGCUAUAUUUAUUUUGAGCCAAAUUCUUGAGAAAGCAAUCGAAUACAACCAUCCAGCUUUUAUGUGCUUUAUCGAUUUAGCAAAAGCAUUCGACAAAAUAAGGCUAAGUGAUGUGUGA
Messenger RNA from Condylostylus longicornis, 1800 nucleotides. RefSeq lists its product as uncharacterized. Lineage: Eukaryota; Metazoa; Arthropoda; Insecta; Diptera; Dolichopodidae. Gene Ontology annotation, molecular function: catalytic activity. The record is from RefSeq and is a predicted model, not a curated record. The transcript has a single exon. Bases 1 to 1800 code for a protein of 599 amino acids.